Molecule: messenger RNA, 13848 nt
Organism: Parus major (Great Tit)
Lineage: Eukaryota; Metazoa; Chordata; Aves; Passeriformes; Paridae
Gene: CHD2
Product: chromodomain helicase DNA binding protein 2
Exons: 43
Coding region: 5167-10656 (1829 amino acids)
Biological process (GO): regulation of transcription by RNA polymerase II; nucleosome organization
Cellular component (GO): chromatin; nucleus
Molecular function (GO): ATP-dependent chromatin remodeler activity; ATP hydrolysis activity; ATP binding
Source: RefSeq, a predicted model, not a curated record
UUCAUUGUCCUUUGUCCUUGGGAGGAAAAACAAAAUGUCCUUGGAGCCGGGAGGGGGAGGGGGCGCUGGCUCCCUCUGCCCCCCCUUUCCCCCCCCGCCGGUCGCUGAGGGGACCUGCGGGUACCCUCGGGGACCCCCGCCCGUGCCCGACACCGGACUGGGUUGGAGGGGAGCGGCGGGACAAGGGGCGCCCCAGUGACCCUCGGCGACUGCGGGCGCUCCCUUCCCUCUCCUGCAGCACCCGGGAGGCUCCGCACGCCCCGUCCUCGGUGCAGCCCCGGGGGGAGCAGCGGCGGGUUUUGGCUCCCCUGUGCAGCACCGAGCAUAGGGGGGGCUGCAGACCGAUUCCCCCCAGCGCAGCGUACAAGGGGGGUAUCUGCAAAUCAGCCUGGAACUCCAAUGCAGCACUGGAGGGAGGGGGGAGAGGUGAAGGCUGUACGACGGCAUCGCUGAAAUGUUUAGCCCCGUGUCUGUGUAAAGAGCGUUUCUUGCCCGUCGCUGGUCGGAUGGGGAUGUGUUUUCGUAGUUUCUAAGAACAAAGACGCCAUGUCCUUUUCUCUUAAAAAUAAAACUUGGAGUGUUUUUUUGGUGGGGUGUUGGCUUUUAACUCUUUGUAAACCAGUAAGGCAGAAACAGGCUGCGGAUGAGACAGAUUGGUACUUUAUGGAACAAUAGAGAGAAAUUGACUUCACUGGAGAAACAGCAAUUCAGGUGUAGAAGUUUUAAAAAAACCUCUUAGGAAUUACGUGCAGAUUUGAUUUUGCAAUUAAAACGGCAACGUACAAACUUAAAAGCUUGAGAAAAACAAAGCUCGGUCAUGCCAAGUCUACAGUUUAAAGUUGGCGAAAUACUACAGUUGUGAUUUAGGCGACACUACAAAAAGAAAAGAGAGUUACUUAAAUUCGAAUUGCACGAUAAGGAAACGGAUGACUUUCUGUCUGACAUGUAAAGCUUUAAAAAAAACAUUUAAUGGGUUUCAGGUUUGUUUUUAUAAUUCAGUUAAUACGUUUUUCAGAGACCUCGCAGUUACUUCUCUUUACGAAUCAUUUUAAUCGUUGUUUCGGUGUUCUGAUAAUUUAGAAGUUGUACAACACUAUUGCAAGACUUUUAAAAAAUGCAAGUUUAAAUGCAAUGGCUGACGUUUGUUUUGGGUUGGCUCGCGUUCAGCAAUUACCAAUUUAAGAGUAAAAUCGUAAUUCUAAAUGUAUAAAAAGUCUUUGCAGCAGAACAGGAGGUAAAUACUAAAAACUUUAGUUUUAAUUGGAGAUUGUGUAUAGCCAUAUUUGUUAGAUUUUAGUGUUGUAUGCUUGUGCAAGGUUCUGAAACUCUGCAGAUUUUAAAUACUGCAGUUGGAGGUAAAUCUACAUUUUUCGGUACUUCCUCUGCAAAUAAGAAUCUGUCAUUUCAACGAUUGAAGUUAGCCCUUUUUUUGGAAAUAGAAAUACAAGUUUCAGCAACCAUUGGACUUCCGUCACCUUUAUGCAAAGUGUUUAGUGUCUUUAUUUUAGACUUGGAUUAUGGUGGUUUUAUAACCCCAGCAACAGUUCUGCAGUGUAGAACAGGUUAUGGCAUAUACACUUUGCCCUAAAGAAAGUUCUAGCUUUAGGUGGGUGUCUGCUGGAUUUGUCUUAAGUACAUUAGAGGAUAAUUUUUAAAUAGUUUUGACUGGUUUCUUUCAACAGUGGAAAAUUAAAAUAGCAGGUAGAAUUUCGUGAACAGAAUCGUAUUUCCUGACUGGCUUCCAGAGGAUUCGUUCAUGCCUUAUUUUUCUUAGGCUGUUACUGGAUAUUGUUCUUCCAAAGAUUCAGAUGACUGGUUGGACAAAAGAUCUUGAGCAAAAUUCUGUACUGUGCGUGCCAGAUUGUUGAGGAAUUGAUUUACUCACUGUAAGCAAAAUAUCUGCUCUUGGUUGAAGCACUGAAUCCAUUCAGAUGAAGAGUGUCAAAAGGAGUCUACGAAUGAGACACCAAGAUGGCAGUUCCACUGGGGAUUGAGAGGUUGAGGAAAUGGACUAAUGCAUGAGUGCUGGGAUGUCUGUCCAAGAAAAGGAUGUUAAAACGUGGACUCUCAUGUUAUUAAACCAGAGAAGAUCUGGGUUGUGAUCAUCCUACCAGAAUGGACUUUGCAUUUGAAUUAAUCAGUGACUAUCCAAUGAUGGAUCUGUUUGAGGACUGGGUUGCAAAAUUUUCCUUUUGGGUUGUGUUUGCAUGAUAGGCAAAUUAAUUUGGUAAAAGAUCUGUUGCUACCCCAUUUGAGAAAAUGUAAUUUAUAAAGUGACUUUAAAUAAAAGGUUUUGGUUUAUUUCACACUUUGUGUUUGUCCUUUCUGGCUGAAUAUUUUUUGUUGUGUUGAUAUUGAAGUGGGUCACAUUUUUGGUUGCUAUUAAACUGAGAAAUACUUUAGCAAAGUACUGAAGGCAAGGUAAAAUUUUGUGCUACACUUGAUAUCCAAUGUGGUUUUCAUUUGCAAAUUAUGUUCACUUUGCCAUGACUUUCACUGAAUUUUUAUUCACUGGCUUGUUCAUUCAGGUGCUUAAUAUGAGGGGUUUUCAGUACUUGGCCUAUUGUCAGGGUACUGCUGCUGAACUUUGUGAAGUUAUUUUAAGAUGGAAUUGAUAGCAAUUGAAGGCUGAGAAAAUAUAACAAUAAAGGAGUACUUGAAUGUUUUGUGAAACUUUUUUUAGGUAUGUUCUUGGGUUGUGUGUGGGUACAGAAACUUUUCAACAGAUUUCCUGGACUACAGACUUCCUGAACAGUCACUUCGGUCUUAAAAUUGUUCUGUGCAAAUGUCCAAUCUGCUUCGCUGCUCUUGCAUGUAGCCUUAGUGUCAUGAUAGUGUGCCAUGUGUUUGCUGAGAAAAAAACAAGUUAUUUUUGAUAUUGCUGCAGAUGACAUAUUAACCUUUGCAAAUGAAUUUUGAAAUGGUUCUAAUAUAUGAAGUCAUGAUUUCCUUACAGGUUUCUAGUGGAUCUAAUAAUUUAACCGUAGGCAUUUCUUCUCUUUGUGGUUCACCUGAAACUCAAAGUUGUCUUUGUUUUGUACUGGAGGGCCAAGAUGAUAAACCUGGUGCUGAGAUAACCUUGAAAUUAUCUUUGAAAACCCCAAAAAAAUCCUGUUCAUUGUCUGUUUAACCAUUUGCCUUGCUCAGACUUUCUUGGAAUUACCCAUUUUGCCAUGAUGACUUGCUCAUACCUGUUCCAUCCAGCCAUUUUGGUGGUACCCACUUGGCCCAGUUUGGGUUCACUAUGUAUUUUUAUGGUGGAGUUGGAUACUGGGACCAACCUGAAGCAUUUCUCAUUCAAAUGAGUGGAUUUCCUAAGUGUUACCAAAAAUUGCUUGGAAUGAAUGGUCUUGCAUGGUAGUUUUUUAGUUCUUGCAGUUGAGGUACAAGGAGUCUUCUGUGAAUAAUUGGUAAAGCAGAAUUUUUUUAAAAUGGCUUGUGGCAUUGGAGAGUUCCUAAUGAAACCCCUUGUGGAAAUAGGGUAGAUGGUUGUAGGAGAUAAAUGGCAGGUCUGUGGAGGAAUUAAAGGGGAUGGUGUUGGUUCUACUGGUCAAAGCCAAUGGUUUUGGGCUGUUGAGAUGCUGUGCUGUGGAUGUCCCCAUAGAACCCCAAACUGGCCCAUUGCCCCUUUGUCUUCCAGUGGUCCCCCCAUGGCUGAUGGCUCUGUCUUGUUGUGAUGCUUACGAACAUGCAGAAUGUCCUUGUGCUUUAAGGGGUUGUUUUUGGUUGUGGAAGACAACUGGUAGUCAGAAUGAAGUGGGCAGGGGAUACUUGGAUCACCUCCAUUCCCUUGGUGAUACAUCCUCUCAGUUCCACGAUGUUGUGUUGGAGAUGUGUAUCAAUUGAUUUGCAAUUCUGCAACUUGGCUAUUGUGCAGCUUUCAGUUUAAUUUGUUGUAUUAAAAUCUGUCAAUGAGCAUGAAUGGGUUAAGAAAGUGCAGUAGAAAUAAGCAGUUUGAUGGUGUUGGACUGAGUUGACCAUAGUGCCUUGGCAUAGCUGGUGGAAAUGGUGUGGUUUUUGGAUUGGAGUUGUUGGGGGAAACCACUAGGGAGGCGCUGUGGAGCUGGAGGGCAAUCUCAGCUCUGUGGGGUUGGCUUGGGAGCGGGUGAUGCUCCUGUUCCCCCCUGCCAGUGCCAGCACUGGGGGACAAAGGGGAGAGCUGUUGUCUGGGGAUUUUGCCACCAAACUGGGGGGAAGCUGCCCCUUGGGUGGGGUGACCCCCAGGGUGGGCAGUAGCUGCCUGCAUGGCUGUGAGCUCCACUUCCAUGCCUUCAAAAUGGCUUGUAACAGCACCACUUCCUGUCCAGGGAGGAAGUAAUUUUAGCCCAGGCACUGAAAUAUUUAACAAAUCUUUAAAACAAAAGGCACAAAUUCCAUUUCUUUCUGGCUUCCAAAGGGUGCCUGAGCCACAUGGGGUUAAGGUGCCCCUUGAGCUGGGGUAGUUGGAAGGAGCCAGGGCUGUGGGGUAGCAGGCACCCUUUAGGUGGAGGCUCUCUCUUUUUUUGGUAGAAAUGAAGGGGUGGGUCUAUGGUACAUCACCUGAGUUGUGGGGUAAAUGUAGAGAGUGUCAAUCAAAGGCAGAGCUCAGAGCUGGGAAGGAGCUCUAGAUGGCGGCUGUGCCUUAGAGAGAGCGCGCUCAGCUCCGUGCCUUCCCCAACACUUUACGCAACUUUCCCUAACUUUCAGGCAGCCUCAGGGGGCCCCCACAGCCCCUUGCCUCUCCUAGGCACUAAUCGGGGGCCGAGCGGACCUUUUUCGGGCAGAAAAGCAGCUUUUGAGGGCUCCCUUUUCGUGCCUUGCUGGAAAGAAGAAGCCGUGGAGAGAGCCCAGGUCGUUGUUUUUCCAGCUUAGAAGCCAUGGCGUACCUCCAUUUUUGUGCGCUCUCCUAAUGAGCUUUUUCCCCCGGACAUUUUUAUACUAAUUACCGCUUCUUUUGCUUUAUCGGCAGCAUAUUUUUGGGAUUAGAAUAUAUAUUUUUUUUUCAUUUUCUGAAAUUUGUAUUUUAUCGGUAUAAUUCUAAAUAUUUUGGAUCUAAUGUUUUUCCACUACCCGAAACUAAUAUCGACUUGGUCCUGGCGGCGGUGCAUGGAUCAGUAAAUACCUGGGCACAGGACUUCAAAGCAAACAGACACCCCUGACCCCCUUUUAAUAUUUAAGAAUAAAAAGAUGAUGAGAAAUAAGGACAAAAGCCAAGGAGAGGAGGGUUCAGUCCACAGCAAUGCAUCGAGUCACUCGGCAUCCGAAGAAGCCUCUGGCUCUGACUCUGCAAGCCAGUCUGAAAGUGAGCAGGGCAGCGAGUCAAACAGCAGCUCCGAGUCCUCUGAGAGUCAGUCUGAAUCCGAAAGUGAAUCAACGGGUUCCAAAUCCCAGCAGACCCCUCCUGAAACCAAAGAAAAACCAGCCUCUAAGAAGGAAAGGAUAGCAGAUGUUAAAAAGAUGUGGGAAGAAUAUCCUGAUGUUUAUGGGGUUAGGAGGUCAAACCGAAGCAGACAAGAACCGUCACGAUUUAAUAUAAAAGAUGAGGCAAGUAGCGAAUCUGAAAAUGAGAGCCCCAAAAGAAGACGCCAGAAGCAAUUAAAAAGAAAAAUUAAAUGGAAAAGAGAGGUCUCUGCUGGAGAAGAGGAUGAAGAUGGAGGGGAGCAUGGCACCAGUGGAGAGAGUGAGCCUGAACCGAAGAAAAUUAAAGCAAGAAGACCUGUCCAGAGGAGAACAGUGGCCAAAGCUGGUGUCAAAAAGCCCCACAAAAUCCAGCGUGGGAAGAGGAAGAAACCAGACUCAUCUGAAGAUGAUGAUGAUGAUGAAGAUGAUGAGACCCCCAAGAGACAAACUCGGCGAAGAGCAGCCAAAAAUGUCAGCUACAAAGAGGAUGAUGAUUUUGAGACGGAUUCUGAUGACCUGAUAGAGAUGACUGGGGAAGGAGCUGAUGAACAACAAGACAACAGUGAAACUAUUGAGAAAGUCUUGGACAUCAGGCUUGGAAAAAAGGGAGCCAUCGGAGCUUCCACCACGGUGUACGUGACCGAGGCCAACGGCAACCCCAGCGCCGACUUCGACCCCGAGAAGGAUGAGGGGGAAGUUCAGUACUUGAUCAAAUGGAAAGGCUGGUCAUACAUCCACAGCACGUGGGAGAGCGAGGAGUCCUUGCAGCAGCAGAAAGUGAAGGGCCUGAAAAAGCUAGAAAACUUCAAGAAAAAAGAGGAGGAGAUCAAGCAAUGGCUGGGCAAGGUAUCACCUGAAGAUGUAGAAUAUUUCAACUGCCAACAAGAGCUGGCUUCAGAGCUGAACAAACAGUAUCAGAUAGUGGAGAGGGUAAUUGCUGUGAAGACCAGCAAGUCUGCCACGGGACAUUCAGAUUUCCCAGCAAACAGUCGUAAAACUUCCUCGAAUGACCCUGAGUACCUGUGUAAGUGGAUGGGGCUGCCCUAUGCCGAGUGCAGCUGGGAAGAUGAGGCUCUGAUCAGCAAGAAAUUUCAGCACUGCAUUGACAGCUUCAACAGCCGUAACAACUCCAAGACGAUUCCCACCCGGGACUGCAAGGUGUUGAAGCAGAGGCCGAGGUUUGUUGCCUUGAAGAAGCAGCCCUCAUACAUUGGUGGGGAGAACCUGGAGCUGCGGGAUUACCAGCUGGAGGGCCUCAACUGGCUUGCUCACUCCUGGUGCAAGAACAACAGCGUGAUCCUGGCUGAUGAAAUGGGACUGGGCAAGACGAUUCAGACAAUUUCAUUCCUGUCAUACCUGUUCCAUCAGCACCAGCUGUACGGCCCUUUCCUGGUGGUCGUGCCCCUGUCCACCCUCACCUCCUGGCAGAGGGAGUUUGAAGUGUGGGCACCUGAGAUAAACGUGGUGGUUUACAUUGGAGACCUGAUGAGCAGGAACAUGAUACGUGAAUACGAAUGGAUCCAUUCUCAGUCUAAAAGAUUGAAAUUCAAUGCACUUAUCACAACUUAUGAGAUCCUUCUGAAGGAUAAGACUGUUUUGGGAAGCAUUAACUGGGCCUUUCUAGGCGUGGACGAAGCCCAUCGGCUGAAAAAUGACGACUCCUUGCUGUACAAAACACUGAUUGAUUUCAAGUCCAACCACAGGCUGCUGAUCACUGGCACCCCGCUCCAAAACUCACUCAAGGAGCUCUGGUCCCUGCUGCACUUCAUCAUGCCAGAGAAGUUUGAGUUCUGGGAGGAUUUUGAGGAGGAUCACGGGAAAGGUCGAGAGAAUGGCUACCAGAGCCUUCACAAAGUCCUGGAGCCAUUUCUCCUGCGCAGAGUGAAGAAGGAUGUGGAGAAAUCUUUGCCAGCCAAAGUGGAGCAGAUCCUGCGGGUGGAAAUGUCUGCUCUGCAGAAGCAGUAUUACAAGUGGAUUUUGACAAGAAACUACAAAGCUCUUUCAAAGGGAACAAGGGGAAGCACGUCUGGUUUCCUGAAUAUUGUGAUGGAAUUGAAAAAGUGCUGCAACCACUGCUACCUUAUCAAACCUCCUGAGGAAAAUGAGAGAGAGAAUGGCCUUGAGACCCUGCAGUCUUUGAUCAGGAGCAGUGGAAAGCUGAUUCUCUUGGACAAGCUGCUGACCAGGCUGCGGGAGAGAGGCAACAGAGUGCUGAUCUUCUCCCAGAUGGUGAGGAUGCUGGACAUCUUGGCAGAGUACCUGACUAUCAAACACUACCCUUUUCAGCGCUUGGACGGCUCGAUCAAGGGGGAGAUCCGAAAGCAGGCGCUGGAUCACUUCAACGCCGACGGCUCCGAGGACUUCUGUUUCUUGUUGUCAACACGAGCUGGAGGGCUGGGAAUUAAUUUGGCCUCUGCUGAUACUGUUGUUAUCUUUGACUCGGACUGGAACCCCCAAAAUGAUCUUCAGGCUCAGGCCCGAGCUCAUCGGAUUGGACAAAAGAAGCAGGUGAAUAUUUACCGCCUGGUCACAAAGGGGACAGUGGAGGAGGAGAUCAUUGAGAGAGCCAAGAAGAAGAUGGUGCUGGAUCAUUUGGUUAUCCAGCGUAUGGACACCACUGGCCGGACUGUUCUGGACAACAACUCUGGGAGAUCCAACUCAAAUCCCUUCAACAAAGAGGAGCUGACAGCUAUUUUGAAGUUUGGAGCUGAAGAUCUUUUCAAGGAGCUUGAAGGGGAAGAGUCAGAGCCUCAGGAGAUGGACAUCGAUGAGAUUCUGCGUCUGGCUGAAACACGGGAGAAUGAGGUGUCCACCAGUGCCACCGACGAGCUGCUCUCACAGUUCAAGGUUGCCAACUUUGCAACCAUGGAGGAGGAAGAGACAGAGCUGGAUGAGCGGUCCCAGAAGGACUGGGAUGAUAUCAUUCCAGAAGAGCAGAGGAAAAAGGUGGAGGAGGAAGAAAGGCAGAAAGAAUUGGAGGAAAUCUACAUGCUGCCUCGAAUCCGGAGCUCAACUAAAAAGGCUCAGACAAAUGACAGUGAAUCUGAUGCAGAGACCAAGAGAAGGCUUCAGAGAUCAUCUGGAUCAGAAAGCGAGACUGACGAUACCGACGACGAGAAGAGACCGAAGCGCAGGGGACGCCCUCGGAGUGUUAGAAAAGACACUGUGGAAGGAUUUACUGAUGCUGAAAUCAGGAGGUUUAUCAAGGCGUACAAGAAGUUUGGACUGCCUCUGGAACGGCUGGAGUGCAUUGCCCGGGAUGCUGAGCUGGUGGAUAAGUCUGUGGCUGACCUGAAGCGGUUAGGGGAGCUCAUCCACAACAGUUGUGUGUCAGCAAUGCAGGAAUAUGAGGAGCAGCUGAAGGAAAAUCCAGCAGAAGGGAAAGGACCUGGAAAGAGACGAGGUCCUACCAUCAAGAUUUCUGGUGUCCAAGUCAAUGUGAAGUCCAUCAUCCAGCAUGAAGAGGAGUUUGAAAUGCUGCACAAAUCCAUUCCCUCGGAUCCAGAGGAAAGGAAGAAGUACCGCCUGACGUGCCGUGUCAAAGCUGCUCAUUUUGAUGUAGACUGGGGAGUGGAGGAGGAUUCUCGCUUGUUAGUGGGAAUUUACGAGCAUGGUUAUGGAAACUGGGAGCUAAUUAAAACAGAUCCGGAGUUGAAGUUAUCUGAUAAGAUCCUACCUGUUGAGACAGAUAAGAAACCUCAGGGAAAACAGCUCCAGACCCGAGUUGAUUAUCUAUUGAAACUGCUGAAAAAGGAUCUGGACAAGAAAGAAAACAUGAAAGAUGGGGAAGAGGGCAAGCUAAAGAAGAGGAAACCACGAGUAAAGAAAGAGAACAAGGCUCCCAAAGUCAAAGAUGAGCAUGGGAAUGAACUCUCCUCUCCUCGGCACUCAGACAACCAGUCAGAAGAAGGUGAAGUCAAGGAGGAUGGCCUGGACAAGAGCCCAGUGAAAAAGAAACAGAAGAAGAAAGAGAACAAAGAGAACAAGGAAAAACAGACAUCCUCUAAGAAAGAAAAGGAAAGCGAUAAAGAGAAAAAGAAGACAAAAGACAAGAAAGAGAAGCCCAAAGGUGGCGAGGCCAAAUCUGGAAGUAAAGGGAAGAGAUCGCAAGGCCCCGUCCACAUCACUGCAGGGAGCGAGCCAAUCCCCAUUGGAGAGGAUGAGGAUGAUGAUCUGGACCAAGAAACAUUCAGCAUAUGCAAGGAAAGAAUGAGACCAGUCAAAAAAGCACUGAAGCAACUUGAUAAGCCUGAUAAGGGACUGACAGUUCAAGAACAGCUGGAACACACGCGCAACUGCCUCCUAAAAAUUGGUGAUCGCAUCUCUGAGUGCCUUAAAGCCUACACUGACCAGGAUCACAUCAAGCUAUGGAGAAGGAACCUAUGGAUAUUUGUGUCAAAAUUCACAGAAUUUGAUGCCAGAAAACUACACAAACUCUACAAGAUGGCUCAUAAGAAAAGAUCACAGGAAGAGGAGGAGCAGAAGAAGAAGGAGGACAUGUCCAGCAUGAAGAAGCCGUUCCGCCCAGAGCCUUCAGGCUCCAGCCGCGAUUCUGUGAUGUCCCAGUCUCACAUGCCUCACAAUCCUCAUUCCCAGAAGAUCCACAUGCCCCCUUCCCACACCCAGCAGCAGAUGCACGGGCACCCACGGGACAACUACGGCCAUCCAAACAAGAGACAUUUCAGCAACACAGACCGAGGAGACUGGCAGAGGGAUCGAAAGUUCAACUACGGCGGCAACAGCAACCAGAUGUGGGGCGGGGAGCGGCACCACCAGUACGAGCAGCACUGGUACAAGGACCACCACUACGGGGACCGGCGGUCGCGGGGGGAUCCCCACCGGAGCUCCGGGAACUACAGACCAAACAACCUCUCCCGCAAGAGGCCCUACGAGCAGUACAACAGCGACCGAGACCACAGAGGCCACCGCGACUACUACGACAGGCACCACCACGAUUCCAAACGGCGGCGGUCCGACGACUUCAGGCCUCAGAACUACCACCAGCAGGAUUUCCGGCGGAUGUCUGACCACAGGCCGCCCAUGGGGUACCAUGGCCAGGGACCUUCGGACCACUACCGGUCCUUCCACACAGACAAACUGGGGGAUUACAAACAGCCCCUCCCUCCAUCUCACCCUGCAGUGUCGGACCCUCGCUCGCCCCCCUCUCAGAAGUCCCCCCACGAUUCCAAGUCACCUCUCGAUCACAGGUCACCUCUGGAUAGGUCAUUGGAACAGAAAAACAAUCCAGAUUAUAACUGGAACAUUCGGAAAGCGUAAAGUGACUGAGAGGGGGAAGCGCACGUCUGAUAUACUGGGAUCGAUGCGACGGUGGCUGCUUUCUCCAGGCCAGCAACGAGAAAUUCUGAACAUGCUGCUAUCAUCUGGCUGGGUCAAGGAGGAUUUUGGGGGAGUGGGCGGAGGAAGAUUUUUCCCUAGUUCUUGAUUCUGGUUUAGAUUCCCAUUUCCUUUCCCCUUUUUUACCAUUGAACUGUUCUGUCAUGGAACCAGCCUUGCUGCCUCGUUCUUUGUUUUGUUUUUGUUUUCCUCAGUCCAAUGGACCCAAGGGAAUUUUCCCCAGCCAGUGUUUCCUCAGAAGGAGAAGGCAGAUUGAUGCUGCAGAAGGCUGUGUGCCUGCUCUGACUUGAUGUUACGUGACAGAUGCUGCUUUGGGGUUGGGGAAGAACUGGUUGGGCUGGGAUUUGUGUGUCACCAGCAUGGGGCAAUGGGAGGAUAUACUCAAGGAGGGACAGGAAAGUCCCUCAGCAGCCAAACUUGGUUGAAAGAGGGACUUGAUGUCCCUGAAGAAUGACUCCAAAGGAGCUGGAGCCAUGCUGGUGCCAAUCCAUCACUUUCCUGGCCAUGUUAUCAUUUCCAUGUCUUUAUCCAUUUCAAGAAACUGGCUCUGCUUUGAUUGCUGUUGUGUCCCCUUCAACAGAAGAGGUGGGGAGCUCUUCCUCCCAUCUCCAGAUCUGGAACUUGCAAAUCUUGUGGGGGUAAGCGGGAACUGGGAUAUGGGAAAAAAAUGCCAACCUCCUUAGCAAAGGCUUAGUUCACUUCUAACCAGCAGGAAAGAAAUUGGGGUGAGAACAGUAUUUCCCAGUAGACAGGGCUCAGGAAUUCAUAAAAAAACUCUUCUCUUCUGGCUUGGGCAGCUUGGGUGGUCCAGGAACUAACAGAUAGUGGCUGGGAGGUGCAAGAUCAAAAGAUGGCUCUGGGCAUCCUGGAACUUCUAAUCUUCCUGCCACUAGAGUCUCUGGUCUUUAGGGAAAUCAUUUCUCUCUGUGCUUCACAAAGCAGUGAUCACAAACCUUUACUGUAACUGAAGGAUAAUGGAUGGUAGAACAAAGUGAAAUAAGAAUCCAGUGGAGUGAUCACAGUUCAGGGAAUGGUCACAUUCCUGCCACUUUUCCAGCAGUCAGCAGUGACUCUGAAUUGCUAAAAGUAUCUGCACUUACAGACCUUUUAUUUGUCUAAAUUGGAAUUGAACCUGAGGACUUAGCACCUCAGUGAGCAGGGAGAGAAUGAGGAAUUCAGGACUGAUCUGUAAAGAUCCUUGGGGCAAAUGUCUUAGAGCCCAGCAUGGCAGAGGGAAGAGAGGAAUGUGCAGCCCAGCUCAGUGGACUUGAGGGCAAACACUGAAGGUAUUCAAACCACAGCAUUUGAUGCUAACCAGCAUCUGGCCUGGACACUGGUGUGGUGAGAGGGGUUGGUUGUGCACAUACUGCUGGCCAGAAGCACCUUGGGUGAUUAUUUUUCAGGCUGGAGUUCCCUGGAGACCCCAAAGCUCUCCCAAGAGCCAGGCUUUCCCCAGCGUGGUGUCUGGGGCUGCAUCACUACCCUGAGCUCAGUAGUAAAGACCAGGCAGUUCCAGACUCCUCUUUGGUGGGGCACAGAAGCUGAGCCUCCAUUAAGAUGCCAGUAUUUGACCCUAAUAAGCUGUGAUGUCCCUUCCCCAAAAGACUGAGGGCAGGUGGGUGUUCAGGGCUGGCUUCCUGACUCCAGCCAGUGCCUGGGAGGGCACAUGCAAACUGACACUAAUAAUUCUCCAUGCAGUAUAUCCCUGGAAAUCUGCUGCCAUCGCUCCUCCCGAUCCCGCUGCUCUAAGGGGGACACACGGGAAGUGUUUUGUUCCCCUUUUGUUUUUAUGUUGCAAGAUUUCCACCAAAUUCAGGGCAGUUUUCCUUCCUUAGGGGCACUUGCUGCCCUGAUAAAGUGUUACACUUGUGUUUACCUGUGCAGGGUGAGGUGAAGGCAAGUCUUCCACAGUCCCCUUCUGUGGUGGGGUGGAAGGUGUGGAGAGAGCAUGUUUCCCACUAAGCUGUGAUUGCAGGCUGUGGUAUUCAACAAAGAAGUCCUUUCUUUUCAGAGGUAUUAGCUUUUAAUGUGAAAAUGGAAGCAAGCUUGGAGGGGCAAAGUGAAUUGCUCUUUUUGUCACAGCGUGGUGCUGUCAUGGUGGGAAGUUCGUGCCAUACUCAUGUAGCAAAGGCAAUACCGGCCAACCAGUGCUAGGUUGGUGCAGGAAAACUUUGGAUCCCAGCAAGAGGCAUUUUCUGUGUUGAGAUGUGGGGGUUUCUGCUUAUCCCAGGUUCCAGGCACGAGGUUGGUUGGGAUUUCCUUCUUGUGCAACAGCAAAAGCUUUACCCAUAUGCACUGGAGAUCUGUCCCCACUGUCACUUUAGCCUGAUGUUGGUGUCACAUCAUGUCCACUCAUGGUGGGUGAGUCUUUGCUGCGUUUGGCUUUAGUGAAGCUGGAGAAGGAGAUUUGGGAGAAAGUCUUCCCUGAGCACACACACACUUAUGCAUUUUAUGUCCCCUCAGCAUAGGGACCAUAACCAAACACAAUCAUGGGGACUGAGUGGGAUCAGAGGGGGCACAUCCACAGCCAUAAACUUCCCUGUGGUGUUUGUGUCAGCAGCUGGUACAGCUCCUCCUUGCGCACCAGCUGUGAGAUUCCCUCCAGCCUCUUUGCAGGAAAAAAGCAGUAACUUGCUGGGCUUCAAUUAAAAAAAAAAAAUAAAAAAUAGUUUUUCAGCUUUCAAAGAGGUCGGUUUGACCUCUUUGGAAAUGGUGUAGUAAUGAGUUCACACGGUGGAAAUCCUGCAGACCAAAACCUGCUGUGGGGACAGGCGACGUGGUCCCAACCAAAAUGGACACGGAACCGAGUGCUGAAGUGUUUGAGUGAACGGUUUGUGAUCCACACAAAAAUAUUAUUCUGCUUUUACCCGUUUCCUCCCCACCUCUGCCUCCCCUCUGGGGAGAGAAGGACUCUUACUGUAAAAAUACGGACUUUUAAACCUGUUGACUAAAAACAGUAAUUAAUAUUAAUUUAUAUUUGUGAAAGAAAUGCCACUGUCCUAGUGAUUUCUGAUGUAAAUAUGUUGUUUAUAUAGUAUGUAUGAAAUUUUCCUACAUUGUAAAACUGCUGUACUUUUGAUUCUUGUAUAUUAAAAAGUGUUACUGAGAUUUUCA